Dalotia coriaria is the source of this 3656-nucleotide messenger RNA. It is a transcript of the gene knockout, whose product is annotated as Stork-head domain-containing protein knockout. Gene Ontology annotation, biological process: regulation of transcription by RNA polymerase II. Gene Ontology annotation, cellular component: cytoplasm; nucleus. NCBI's taxonomy places the organism in Eukaryota, Metazoa, Arthropoda, Insecta, Coleoptera, Staphylinidae. The coding region runs from base 420 to 3119 and encodes 899 amino acids. The transcript is spliced from 9 exons. The record is from RefSeq and is a predicted model, not a curated record. Gene Ontology annotation, molecular function: RNA polymerase II transcription regulatory region sequence-specific DNA binding.
UUGCCGUUCGCGUAGUGAGUACAAGGUUCGCGCUGGAACCGGCUGCAGUGCUGCACAAGCGCGUCUCGUGUCUGCACUCUCUGCACUCGCAGUCAGUUGAGUUGCCGACUUUCGAAGAGUCGGUGCGGUGCGCGUUUCGGCUGCUAUCUUAUCUUAAAAAUUUACACAAACAAACAAAAAACAAUACAAAACACGCGUUUGUGAGGAUUUAUUUUCAACAUAGACAAUUUAUUUGAUUUAAAUGUGAAUUUGUGGCAGUGAAAAUAAUUCUUUUACACGAAGGAAAUAAUCUCCACGGCUUAAAUCACAAAGGGACAAGAAAUCAAUAUUUGGAGGUGUAAAAUUUACAAAAAACACUCUACGGAAGUCCCGGCAGAGUUAUAUUUAUUCAUAUAACAUGAAAUGAUGAUAACUUGAAGAUGUCUGCAAGGCCGGAUUGUCGUGUGGUGCUGCGACAAUGCUUGGCGAUUGUCGUGCGCAAGGAGGGCUGCCAAGGAGAUCCGGGUGACUUUUGGAUGUACGAGAGCGGAUACCUACUCUUCCAGGGAUUGCUGUCUGCGAAUUCGGUGUGUUGGUGGAACAGCGCGCUGAACGGCGCGACCAAAACGCUCGUCUAUAAGGGCUACGUGAGUCCUGGAGCAAUCCUGGUCGGCUCGGAGCCCUGCGCACUCGAGGUUUUACGAGGCGCCUGGGCCAGACGUGUGCUGCAACCGCCGGCGGGAUAUCAGAUCGUCAGUUUGGAUGAUGUUGAAAAUAGCGUGGUGAAUUCCGUCCCCCAAACGCAAUGGACGCCAUUGACCGAAGCGAUAUGUGCAGUUGUGUUGAGACUAUCCAGCCAAGGACGUCCGGCUGGAAUACCAACCAUCCGGGAAGCUUUGAUCAUGGCUUUCCCACACGUCUCGCCACCGAGUGAACGAGUCAUUUACGACACCCUUGUUCAACUCACAACUGAACGAAAACUGUACCAUACAUCUAGGGGAUAUUUUAUCGUUACUCCAGAACGGAGAAGAUCCCGGAGUCACUCAAGAAGUCGUCGAAGAAAUGACGAGGAAGCAAUGGGUAAAGGUAUCUUGAUGACGACGGAGGAAGCGCUUGUGUUGGUGCACGGUGAAAUGACGACGAUUCGUGACGGGGACGUCACUCAUCAAUGCAUUCAGACGAAUUUGGCCGAUGUUAUUUGCGGCGGUAACGCCAGCGACAAGAUUCUCUACGCGCGCAACAACAAACGCCGCUCGGCGUCGUUCCCGUCCCCGAAGAGUCCGGACAGGCGUGGAUCGUUCCGCCUGUGGGGAUCUACACGACGAUUGCGUCGUUCGGCGUCGACCAGGACCAUUGCCAGACAGAAUUACACGGAUAGCAGCAGCAGUACGGAAUAUCCCAAUAGCGAUUCGGCUAAUACUCCAACUCCCAAGAAAGAAUCACUACUGUCGAGGAUAUUCCGACGCUCGAAACGCUCCCAGUGCCAAAUUAGUAGCUUCAGCGCACAAUUUCCGCCGACUGAAUGGUUCAAUUCGAAAGCCAUACAUUUGCACAAUGUCGGUACACAAACAUCAACUGCAGAUGAGGAUUCAACAUUGUCAUUGCCAUAUUACUUUGUAAAUUCGGAAACUGCAUCUUCUUCCAAGUCGGCGACAUUACCACGCCGCCAUCGACGUCAACUAUCCAAUGAUUCCACCUACAUGACAUCACAUAUUGCUUCGCGUGAGCAAUCGCCCAGUUUGCGAUUGGGCACACCAUCAUCCAGUUCUCUACCGCGGAAUCCCAAUCGCAGUCCGAUACAUUCAAUCAAGAGCCGUGAAAGUUCCCGUAAGACAAGCCGCAGUAGUCUUACGAAAGUCCCGCCCAACGACGACAUCGACGAGGAGGAGAUUAAAUCCUUGGAGACGAAACCAAUCCGCCCAACGAAACGCGACAACUAUAAGAUUUUCGGUAGUGAUUUUAAAUCAACGAAGGCUUCCAGUCUUGAAUCAUUGAAGACUGUGCAUGAUAAGUCUUUCACGGAUGAUUCUACGCUGAAAACUUUGGCGAGUUUAGACAACAGUGGUCCGUCUAGUAUCGAAUCGCAUAAAAGCAGCAAAACUGGUAGUUCUAUUACUAGUGGACCGUCGAGUUUGGAAUCACACAAGACUGUGAUUUCACGCAAUACGGCGGCGGAUGCGCGAUCGAAGCGGUCGCCUAAGCGACGCGAAAAGGAAAAGCAUAAAAUCACGGAUGCGGCGCCAUCAAUAUCGCACAGCAAUUCAUUUACGCUGCAGGUGACGACGAACCAGAACGGAAACAAUUUCGCUGCUUCGAAUACGAACGCGACGACCACGGCGACUAUUAAUAGCGGCACCGGCGCAAAUACGAAAAUAUUUGUCCAGAACUCGCCGGUGCGCUCGGUGAUUACGUUCGAGAACGGCCAAAACAACGAUCCCAAUCCGAAUCUGGUCAUCAUCAACGGCUCCGAUCCCAUCAUCGAACCAGCGCGAUAUCAAAUAUCCGCCAAACCAGCAGCAAAUUCUCCUGAUUUGUGGGCAAAAAACACAAACAAUGCAAAGGAGGAAAGUCUGAACAACAGUUCGAUGCCCACCGAUGAGAAGAACGAGCAAAUGAACAACAGCCGAAAGUUGUCGCUGCAAAUGCCAUCGCGCGAUCUAAACUACAAAAACUUAUUGAAGAACCUCCCAUCGACGUCGAACAAUAAGCAAUUCGCGUCCAAUUCCAACCCGGACUCGCCCAUAAAUAACAGCUUCAAGGAAUUCACGCGGAACACGUUUGACAGUAAGUCGUUCGAUGAUCUAGGCGGGAGCGUCGGGGACGUUUAUAAGCAGCUCACCGAUUCGAAAACCUCCUUGGAUAAAUCAUAUCAAUCCAUAUUGGAUAAGAAUAUUCUGGGAUCGGAGCCGAAUAUCAGCCUGAAGGAUCAGGAGGGCAAGUCGGUGAGUCGGCAAAACAGCCAGCAUCAUUUUCCGAGUCUCAGCGACUUGAGUUUUAAUUUUACUAGCUUGGCAGCGCAGAAAAUCCUCAAGGGUGUGAGCAUUAAUAGCAUCGACACACUGGUGGAGCUCAAUAUGGCGGCGAACGGCGAGAAGCAGAAUAAUUGUGAUAUUGUUCACACCGAUUUCGGAUUGGUUUGAAACACUCGAUGCAACUGGAGUUGGUUUUUCUUAGUUUUAGAUUAGAGGAAUGAAAUGCUUUGCGACGAGAUGAAACUCAUGUUUUAAGCUCCUUACCCGACUUUUUAGCAUAAAAGUUGAUGUUGUAAGGAGUUGUCCAGCAGCCAUAGAGAAACCCGAAUGAAUUGAAGAAGGUAGGAUCGCGUGCGCGGUUAUUUCUUGUUUAGUCUAGUAAGUAAUAUGCAAACCAAGCGGAUUUACCAAACGUUUCGCGGACAAUAUCAAGCUAUACACACGUGUAUCAUAGGAAAAGAUGUCUUCAUACAGUGUCUUAAACUUUUAGCGAUUUUACCCGAUUUUAAUCUAAUAUACCCCUUUUAUAUACAGUAUAUACAUAGAUCACUUGCUUUGUAUUUAUCCGUACUUAAUCGUUUAUCAUUCAAAUCGGUAUAUGAUUUGAUCAGCUUUGUAUAAAAUAUGUAUUAAUGCUUGUUUUGCGGUAACAUGUAAAAAUGAACAUCUUACUGUAAGUAUUUUAAUAAACAACAUUUACACGAA